Epinephelus lanceolatus (giant grouper) is the source of this 5211-nucleotide messenger RNA. RefSeq names its product interferon regulatory factor 2b (gene irf2b). Gene Ontology annotation, cellular component: nucleus. Gene Ontology annotation, molecular function: RNA polymerase II cis-regulatory region sequence-specific DNA binding; DNA-binding transcription factor activity, RNA polymerase II-specific. Gene Ontology annotation, biological process: immune system process; regulation of transcription by RNA polymerase II. NCBI's taxonomy places the organism in Eukaryota, Metazoa, Chordata, Actinopteri, Perciformes, Serranidae. The record is from RefSeq and is a predicted model, not a curated record.
AGCAGAGUGAGCCCUCUUCAUUCGCUUUAUUUUCAAGGGAGCGCGCACGCGGCCAACAGACUUCCGCGACGCCGCUCGCUCGCGAGCCAAAGCGAGAGCACGAGAGGCAGGAGGGGGAUUUCCAGCUCGAGCCCCCACUUCCCGAACCAGCCGUUGUUUUGCUUUCGGUCUGGACACAGAAACAGAAAAAAAACGACGGCCUCGCUUUCCUUUUUCACUUAAAACCCUCAAAUAACUUCACGCGUGCAACUUGUGCUGCGCGUGUCAGUGUGACAGCAGGACUGUGAGGCUCCAGGCCGUCCAAACUGAACAGACACAAUGCCAGUAGAAAGAAUGAGGAUGCGGCCAUGGCUGGAGGAACAGAUCAACUCCUGCCAGAUACCAGGACUUAAAUGGGUCAACGAAGAAAAAAGAAUCUUCCAGAUCCCAUGGAUGCAUGCAGCGCGUCAUGGCUGGGACCUGGAGAAAGAUGCUCCGCUCUUCAUGAGAUGGGCCGUACACACUGGUAAAUACCAGCCAGGCAUAGACCGUCCAGAUCCAAAGACAUGGAAGGCUAAUUUCCGCUGUGCAAUGAACAGUUUGCCAGACAUCGAGGAGGUGAAGGAUAAAAGCAUCAAAAAGGGAACUAACGCCUUCAGAAUGUAUAGGAUGCUCUCCUCCUCAGAGAGAACCUUGAAGAAAGGAAAGAAGAAGACAGACAAGGAGGGAAGAGCCAAAGGAAAUAAAGAGGUAGCUUCUCCGUCUCGAAACAGGACUCUUCCUGACGCUCAUGCUGGACCUAUCGACUACACCAAACAGGAAUCGAUCAAACACGAUUGGGUCAAGCAGGAGCCACUAGAGCUCACAGUGACGGACAGUGCCUCAGCCAUUCACAGCUCCGUAGAUGGCCAUGUGAUCACCAGCGAGCAGCUGCCAUUCGUUUGUCAGACAAUCGAAGUGACCACUGAGAACGAAGAGCAGACCGUCAGCUCCUCUCACUCGUACCCGCUCCAAAUCUCUCCUGUGUCUUCAUGCUGCGGAAGCGACACAGACAGUGACACAGAGGACACCAAAGAGGGUGUCAGUGCAGUGUGGAGGCGGGGCUACAAACCAUCAGUUCUCAGGGUUCCCACAUGUUCUCUUCCCGGCAUGGCCACCUUCGUCAGUACAAGCAAGACCAACUUCAGGGUCACCAGCACGCGAGACCCAUCCCCGCUCAUCAGCUACCACACUGACGGCUGGACGCCGGCCUACAGCCAGAACUCUCUCGCGUCGGCCGCAACCGGCCACACCCAUGAGAUGCGUGCAAGUGUCAUUAUGAAAACCUCGGAUGUGACUUCCUCCUGACCUCUUACCCUAGAUGAGGGAGUAUCAUCACUGCUUCCAGGGCAUAGGAAUGACAGAGAUAGUUUGUUUCCUCCAUCAGGGCUGUGUGGAGCCAAAAGAGAUCGAGCUUCAAAACCUUUGAUUUUUUUGUAGCUUCCUGUCCGGGCGAUGAGUUCAAACUGCUGCUGACUGGUGUUAACUAAGUUCUCCAUGGCUUGACAGGCCCACUAAUUGGUCAGCACAUGUGCCCAAUUUAUUAUUGCUGCAUUUGUAUGGAUGUGAGGGUCUGUGUGAUGUAAAUGUCAUCAUCUUCCCAUGUCUGCGAGGGUUUGCGGACCAUCUGUGUGCAGCUUAGAAUUUAUGGAUACGUGGACAGCACACACCAACAAACAUGUAUGCAGACAUGUAGAAUAGGCAGAACCUCCUGCGUGUCGUCCUUGUCCCUUUUGGGUGACACCUGGUCUUUUAGACACCAUAAUCAUCCACGUGUCACUUGUAGAUUGUGCUAACACUUUAGCAUACAUUAUGCCUAAUGAAAAAAUUGCUUUUAGUUGUGAAAAUUUCUGAAUGUUUUUUAAAUUGCACAACCUGUAGAUAAAUACAUGUUUUAAUGAAUUAUCUUUGAGUUAGUAUUGCCUCACUGCUGGUUUGAAACUACAUCCACAUAUUCAUCCACUUUGUUGUGAUCUUUAGCUAAACAAUCAACUAAUAGUCCCUAAUAGUUGAUCACAGGAAGAUUUUUUUUUUCUUUGAAGGAAUACUUCACUCACAAAAUGCCCAUUUUUAUAUCAGAUACUCACCCCAUGUUACCUUGAAUCCCUGAAGAAAACUUCCUUUUUCUGGCACGCCUCCACGUCAGACUAAGAAUCCAAAAACAGAGAAAAGUCCUGAUGAACUGGAGUUAAAUGGGCCGGCUUUAAACAGCAAAACUAUAUCAAAACUAUCUCAACUCGUGCAGUAUAAUCCAAGUCUCAUUUAUCCAUCAUUUGCUCAGUACGUCCCAAACACAGGCAUUUUGGCUAAAACAUCUUGAGUAGCUGAGCAGCUUGCUUGGACUCCUGUGUGUGCUUAUUUGGAUUCUCUGUUCAACGCGAAGGCAUGCCAGAAAAACAAAGUUAUCUUCCACAAUCAAGGUAACACGGGGUGAGUAAUUGAUAUACAAAUGCUCCUUUUGCGUGUUAAGUAUUCUGUUAAGACUCCUCACCAUUAAGUAUUAGGACAGUGCCUGCUAUCUUAAAAUAGUCUAAGCUCAAGUGUAAGCGUGAAACAUGGCACGAAAUGUUUUACUGGCACACAUGAUGGAACAAAGGUGUUCAUAACAGAACAAUGAAUGCAGCAUUUCAUGGGGAAUUACAUCUCUGUUGGCGAACCAGCUUUACCGGCAGCAAGUUGCAAAAAGAAUCAAAGGCAUGUCGAUAUCUAGAUUAAGACUGACAAUCAUCAUGAAGCCCUGAUUGGCCACGCAGUGGCAAGCAGACGUGUGUGUAUCUGUCUGUCUGGAGACCUCAGGACAAUCUACCUGCCAACGUAAAGACAGAUGAACAGACAGAACUGACUGGCUGACAGACAGACUGACAGACUGUGAACAAUAUAUUCAUGUCUUCUGUUCUCUUCUGCCUCCUCCUGGUGUUAAUAAUGUACAUAGCUCAUAUGUAUGCAAGCUGCUUCAGCACCUUACGGACAGCACUAGUGUGUAUGUGUGUGUGUGUGUGUGUGUGUGUGUGUGUGUGUGUGUUUGUGUGAGAGAAAAAGCCUUAUUGAAGAUGUGUGCCUUUUGAUAGCGUGUGGCUGGAUUCAAACUAUCUGUGCUUUAGUCUGCUAGUGACUCAUGCAGGUAGCUUUCAGUUCAGUUAAUUUUGCACAUUUAAAGUGAAUGUCUUGCUAUGAUAAGAAGUAAUAGGGAAGUCUGGGCUUGAGAUACAUCCCAGAAGGCUGUGUCAUCAGCAGAGGCUGAGCUCUGUUGUUUAUAAGUCACACUUGUUUUUACAGUCUGGUCUCUUAGCUCCAAACUUCCUGUUUCCUAGGUGACUUUAGUACACAGAAGUCUUCCCUCUGUCUUCUCGUUGUGUCCACCUCUGCAUUCUCCCUGUCUUAGAGCACAGUAGCCACCAGCCUUAAUCCUGAUGUAUUUGCUGAAACUGUCACUCCAUCCACACAGUAGUACAUGAGACAGUCUUUAAAGAAAAUCAUGUUCCUCCUCUUCCUCAUAGUGCUUCUAAUGGCAUUUGCAAGAAUCCACUGCUGCUGAACGAAAACAACCAAUCGGAACUGAAGAGUCUCUUCAGCUGUGAAAUAAGAAGUUUGCUGCUUCAGUUUGGCUCGACUGUUUCUAACUUGGUGGCUCAGUCAGAGACGUUCUCAUUUCAUAGCUAAACAGUACACUAAAAUAUGUUUCUGAAAACAUUUGAGGGAGAAAUAGACAAUGUGGUAGCAGAAUCUUGAUUCAUGUUUGAUCAGUGCUGCCUAGAUUGACAGUUGAACUGGGGUUUAUGAGCAGCGGUUGACAUCUGCGCUACAUACUCCUCCUGUUUUGUUUCCAUUUGCUGUUUUCACUCACGUACGGUGGAUUCUUGCAAGUGCCUCUGGUGGUACUAUGAGGAGGAGGAAAUGAUCUGUCUCAGGCACUAUUGUGCGGAUGCAGUGACAGUUUCAGCAAAUAUGACAAAGUUUAUAGAAGUUACCAACUAUAGCUUGAAAUGGAAAUAUAUGCACUUGAUGAACUUUGGGAGCAAAUGGAAGAUAUUUUGUGUAUGUCCUUUUGACAAGGCAUUAUUAGAGCAAGGUCAGUGACUUCAAAAUUAUUUAGCCACAUGUAAUUUAUCCAAAAAAAGUCACCAGAAUAUGAAAUAUUCAUAUUAGGUCCCCUGAGAGUCCUCAGUUAUGAAAUAUGGUGAGUUUAUCCGAAAGCUACUUGUGUUAGCAACUAGCAGGCUAAAGCACAGUCCUCAUUCCCAGCCUGCCUUACGCAGAACUCCAGUGGGAACAGCUCGACAAGUUCCUGAAGGAAAGCAAAAAGGACAGACAGGAAUCUGCCAUGAUUUUUUUGAACCAAACCACUAGAGAGACUUACACUGGAUGCACAUUACCAUCAUGGUGAAUUUAUUUAAGAAACUCACUGAAUCAAGGGGGUUUGGUCUUACUUGAUAGCAGACGUGGAAUACGCAUUGCUUUACCAAAUGUUUCUUUUCAUGUGCCUUUUUAUUGUUAACUUGCAUCACAUACGUAAAGGUUGCUUCUGUUUCUGUGUGGUUCUACUUCAUAAUUGAUGGUAAGGCUACAACACACAGAUCAUACUCAAUGCAAUGCUAAUCACUUUGUCUACAGCUUUCACAAACACCUGCCUUUUUUAAAACCAUGAAUUUGUCCUUGUGGGCUUUUUUAUCCUGAGCAAUUUUAUCUUAGUGGUCACAUCCUCUCUCUCAGCUGGGAGUUGCACAACCCUGUAAUUGACCAAAUCAGAUGCUGUUAAUUGUUUGUGAGACUUAAAUGUGCCUAAUUACCAUGAGUGUUGCUUGACAUAUAAACAGCAUGAUCCGUAUUAGGCCUUUACAUCUGAUCAAAGGGAUGUCGCUGCAGCCAAGACUCAGCAGUGAAAGUUGAUGUCGAUGAGUUGUGUAAUGUUGUUGAAAAGUCAUCUAUAAUGAUCCAACCUGCUUUUGCUUUACGUGAUACAGAGCCACUGAAUCACCCUUCAGUUAAAACCAAGGUGUGUCUCAGCACAUACCAUAAAGGACAUUAUUACCUUUCAGCUCAAAGAAAAACAAAGGUAAUUGCUCAACUACUCGCAGUGCAGCAAAGAUGUUCUCACCGCAACAUGUCUCCACUGUUUAUUCUCUGUACAUUAUGAAAACUACAUGUGAAUCAACAUGUAAAUCUAAAUAAAGACUGUUUUUGUAUUUAUUCUGA